Molecule: messenger RNA, 1789 nt
Organism: Urocitellus parryii (Arctic ground squirrel)
Lineage: Eukaryota; Metazoa; Chordata; Mammalia; Rodentia; Sciuridae
Gene: Naprt
Product: nicotinate phosphoribosyltransferase
Biological process (GO): NAD+ biosynthetic process via the salvage pathway
Cellular component (GO): cytosol
Molecular function (GO): nicotinate phosphoribosyltransferase activity
Source: RefSeq, a predicted model, not a curated record
UCCAGGUUCCACAAGCUUUGUGGCCGCCGGCUGGUUUUUGCGGGGGCGGGGGGCGCGGUCUCCCAGUGUCAUGGGACUGGGGCUAGGUGGGGCGCGUCACUAGCUCGGCGGAGCAGGAUGGCGGCGGAGUGGGACGCCGAGGGGCGCGCGGCGGCUCGGCCUCUGCUCACCGACUAUUACCAGGCCACCAUGGCGCUGGGCUACUGGCGGGCAGGCCGGGCGCUCGACCCUGCCGAGUUCGAGCUUUUCUUCCGCCGCUGCCCAUUCGGCGGUUCCUUCGCCCUGGCCGCGGGCUUGCGCGACUGCAUGCGCUUUCUGCGCACCUUCCGUCUUCUGGACGCAGACGUGCAGUUCCUGGCCUCGAUGCUGCCCCCAGACACGGACCCUGCGUUCUUCAAGCACCUUCGGGCCCUUGACUGCUCCGGGGUGACCGUGCGAGCCCUUCCUGAGGGCUCCCUUGCUUUCCCAGGCGUUCCGCUGCUUCAGGUCUCAGGGCCGCUCCUGCUGGUGCAGCUGCUGGAGACGCCGCUCCUCUGCCUGGUCAGCUAUGCCAGUCUGGUCGCCACCAACGCAGCCCGGCUUCGCCUGAUUGCAGGGCCAGAUAAGCGACUGCUGGAGCUUGGCCUGCGGCGUGCUCAGGGCCCAGAUGGGGGUCUCACAGCCUCCACCUACAGCUACCUGGGCGGGUUUGACAGCAGCAGCAACGUACUUGCUGGGCAGCUGCGGGGUGUGCCGAUGGCUGGAACCCUGGCCCACUCCUUCAUCACUUCAUUUUCAGGCAAUGAGGUGCCCCCUGACCCGAUGUUGGCUCCAGCUGCUGGCAAAGGCCCCAGGGUGGACCUGGUUGCCAGGGUAAAGCUGUGGCUGGAGCGAGUGUGUGCACACCUGGGGCUGGGGUUGCAAGAGCCCCACCUGGGGGAGCAGGCAGCUUUUGUGGCCUAUGCUCUGGCCUUUCCCCGGGCCUUCCAGGGCCUCUUAGACACCUACAGUGUGCGGAGGAGUGGUCUUCCUAACUUCCUGGCAGUAGCCCUGGCACUGGGGGAGCUGGGCUACAGGGCAGUGGGUGUGAGGCUGGACAGUGGUGACCUACUUCAGCAGGCUCAGGAGAUCCGCAGGGUCUUCCGGACCACUGCUGCCCAGUUCCAGGUGCCCUGGCUGGAGGCUGUCCCCAUCGCUGUCAGCAACAAUAUUGAUGAGAAAGAGCUGGCCCGACUGGCCCAGGAGGGCAGUGAGGUAAAUGUCAUUGGCAUUGGCACCAGUGUGGUCACCUGUCCCCAACAGCCUUCCCUUGGCUGCGUCUACAAGCUGGUGUCUGUGGGAGGUCAACCUCGAAUGAAGCUGACCGAGGACCCUGAGAAACAGACAUUGCCAGGGAGCAAGGCUGCUUUCCGGCUCCUUGGCUCUGAUGGGUCUCUGUUGAUGGACCUGCUUCAGUUGGCAGAAGAGCCACCGCCCCAGGCUGGGCAGGAGCUGAGGGUUUGGCCUCGAGGGGCUCAAGAGCCCUGCACCGUGAGGCCCGCCCAGGUGGAGCCCCUGUUGCGACUCUGGCUGCGCCUGGGAGAGCUGUGUGAGCCGCUCCCGUCCCUGUCAGAGUCCAGAGCCUUUGCCCAGCAGUCCCUGAGCCGCCUCAGCCCUGCGCACAGACGGCUGCAGAGCCCUGCACUGUACCAGGUUGCUCUCUCUGAAAAGCUUCGGGCCCUGGUGGACAGUCUGAGUGCUGGAGGCCUCCUGUGAGAAUCCUGGGGUCGGGGGGAGUGCUGCCCGGAAACAACAUAAAUCUUUCAUUGUC